Formica exsecta is the source of this 800-nucleotide messenger RNA. RefSeq names its product flexible cuticle protein 12-like. Gene Ontology annotation, molecular function: structural constituent of chitin-based larval cuticle. NCBI's taxonomy places the organism in Eukaryota, Metazoa, Arthropoda, Insecta, Hymenoptera, Formicidae. Gene Ontology annotation, cellular component: chitin-based extracellular matrix. The record is from RefSeq and is a predicted model, not a curated record. The coding region runs from base 241 to 564 and encodes 107 amino acids. The transcript is spliced from 2 exons.
UAUAAUAUUUUCAAAUCAUCUGGUAGCGUGUUGGUGAACAAUUUUCACGAAGGUCAAUAUUUUAAUCACAGUCGACAAACGUGUUAACUAGCGAUACAAAUAGGGGAGGAAAGGUGAGAGGUGAAUAGGCCCAGUCAAAUUUUGGCAGUAGGAGGAGCGCUAUAAAAUCGCCGCUGAUUUCGGCUAUCCACAUCAGUCUCUUCUUCGGCACCAGAGUAGCUGCACACACCUAUCUUCAACAUGAAAACAAUCAUCGCUCUCUGCGCCCUCGUGGCCAUCGCUGUCGCUGCUCCCCCUCACGAUUAUAGUCAGACGGUACUCGUGAAGGAGACGCCUCUGGACAAUAUCGGCAUUGACGGAUAUCAAUAUGGUUAUGAGCUCUCCAACGGCCAGGCCCAUCAGGAAUCUGCCCAGCUGGUGAACGCCGGCCACGAGAAUGAGAGCCUCGCCGUCCGUGGUAGCUUCACCUACGUCGAUCCGGAAACCAACGUCAGAUACACCGUCAACUACGUCGCCGACGAGAACGGAUUCCGUCCCGAGGGAGCGCAUCUGCCUUCCGUCUAAACCGAUUAAUUAAAAACUGAUUGUAAAUAAUACGCCUUACGCGUGCAAGAAUUUGGUCAUCCGAGAUUACGGCUACUGUUUGGAAAAAUUGUUGAUUUUUAUAAUUUCACAUCGUAACGAUUCGAUUCCGUUUUUUGUACAAUGGUUCAGCCCACACAUUUAAAAUAAAUAAGAUUUUUAUUAAAAAUGUACGGAGAAAAAUAUUAUUUUUAUAUUUUGAUAAUUAUAGUUUAAAA